Molecule: messenger RNA, 2446 nt
Organism: Peromyscus leucopus (white-footed mouse)
Lineage: Eukaryota; Metazoa; Chordata; Mammalia; Rodentia; Cricetidae
Gene: B4galt6
Product: beta-1,4-galactosyltransferase 6
Exons: 9
Coding region: 413-1561 (382 amino acids)
Biological process (GO): glycosphingolipid biosynthetic process; carbohydrate metabolic process
Molecular function (GO): UDP-galactose:glucosylceramide beta-1,4-galactosyltransferase activity
Source: RefSeq, a predicted model, not a curated record
GCGCAGGCCCGCAGAACGCACGCGACCCGGCCCGGGUCCAGAUCGCGGGGACUCACCUCUUGGACGCCGCCCGGGGUGCGGGGACCCCGACCCGCUGCAGCCCGCGGGCCGCGCUCCGCAACUCAGCGCAUUCACCAGCCUGGCCCGCGGCUUUGGCCUCCACGGUGCCCGGUCCCCCGGCCUCCCUCCACCUUUCCCCGCAUCCUCCCUCCACCCUUCCCGCUGCUCCGCCGCCUCCCAUUCAUUGUAUCCGUUUCCCCUUCCCGGCUUGGUCCUCCCCUCCGAAGCUUCUCCGGCCGGACCCCGCUACCCUCUUGGGGUUCUCCGUACAUUCAUGGAAGUUUAGGGCCUGGACCGUGGCCCCGAGUUCGACCUGAGAGCGCAGCCCGCGCUGCCGACAGGACCAAGGAAGAUGUCUGCGCUCAAGCGGAUGAUGCGGGUCUCCAAUCGCUCCCUGAUCGCUUUCAUCUUCUUCUUCUCCCUCUCCACGUCCUGUCUCUACUUCAUCUAUGUAGCUCCAGGCAUCGCCAACACAUACCUCUUUAUGGUACAGGCUCGAGGUAUCAUGCUGAGAGAGAAUGUGAAAACAAUUGGACAUAUGAUCAGGCUCUACACGAAUAAAAACACCACGCUCAAUGGGACAGAUUAUCCUGAAGGCAAUAAUUCGAGUGACUAUCUUGUUCAAACAACAACGUAUCUUCCACAAAACUUCACCUAUUCGCCGAACCUCCCCUGUCCAGAGAAGCUGCCUUAUAUGCGGGGAUUCCUCAAUGUCAAUGUGAGUGAAAUCAGUUUUGAUGAAGUUCAUCAGCUCUUCUCCAAGGACGUAGAGAUUGGGCCAGGAGGUCACUGGAGGCCCAAAGACUGUAAGCCCAGAUGGAAGGUGGCAGUUCUCAUCCCCUUUCGGAACCGCCAUGAACAUCUUCCGAUUUUUUUCCUGCACCUGAUUCCAAUGCUCCAGAAACAGCGGCUGGAAUUUGCCUUUUAUGUCAUCGAACAGACCGGCACACAACCGUUCAAUCGUGCGAUGCUCUUUAAUGUGGGUUUCAAAGAGGCCAUGAAAGACAACGCCUGGGACUGUGUGAUCUUCCACGAUGUGGAUCAUCUGCCCGAGAAUGACCGGAACUAUUACGGAUGUGGAGAGAUGCCGCGUCACUUUGCAGCGAAGCUGGACAAGUACAUGUACAUUCUUCCAUAUAAGGAGUUCUUCGGCGGGGUGAGCGGCCUGACCGUGGAGCAGUUUAAGAAGAUCAAUGGCUUUCCCAACGCCUUCUGGGGCUGGGGAGGAGAGGACGAUGACCUCUGGAACAGAGUUCACUAUGCUGGGUAUAAUGUCACCCGGCCCGAGGGGGACUUGGGAAAAUACACAUCUAUCCCUCACCACCAUCGGGGAGAAGUACAGUUCUUAGGGCGGUAUAAAUUACUAAGGUAUUCUAAGGAGCGUCAGUACAUCGAUGGAUUGAACAAUUUAUUAUACAUGCCCAAAAUACUGGUUGAUAGGUUGUAUACGAAUAUAUCUGUAAACCUCAUGCCAGAGUUAGCUCCAAUUGAAGACUAUUAAAAAGAAGUCUCUCGUGGUGGGGUAGACCACAGUGCUGGAUUGUGAACUUGGCUUGGAGUGUACUCUCCAGGAGGUUAGAGACUGACAUGUCUCAGUGUCCCAGUCUGUGAAAAGAGCCAGCAGUCCUUAAUGUUUACAGCGUGGGACUCCAUACCAUCACACUCCCCACUCUCCUCCCUGCUGGGGGGCAUCCUCCAUGGCAAGCAUUGUGGAGACCUGAACCCAUUGCUUGGGAUUGGAAGCGAAGAGAGCUCCCUACAAAGAGAAGAUUUUUAUACUGAAAUCUAUAAUUUAAUUCAAGAGAAUGCUUUUAUUUCUGUUCAAACCAUAUUUUGUACAUAUGUGAUGUAAAUUAAAUGUGUUUAAAUUGUUGAAAAAUAAUAUGUCACAAUUUUGCAUGUGAUUGGUUAUGCCUUCAUUGGACUUUUAUAGACAUUUUUUUAUUUGCAUGGGGAAAAUUAUGUAAAUCUAUGUCUCGAAGCAAAGGUUGAGCCUUGUAUGGCGUGAAGGAAGUACCAGCGAUGGAUACAUAACUGUUCUGCUGGUGUUCAGCUUUAGACCUUCGGCCUCCUGUGGGCGCAGGCCCAGCCCUCUGAGGGCGCUGAAGGAAGAGCGAAAGAUGCGCACAGCUUUUCUUCCUGCCAGAAUUACCUGGUUUUGUUUUGUUCUGUUCUGUUUUUCCUUGCUUGCAAUCUCAUCAGAUUUUGCCAAGUCAACAGCCAUACUGUUUAUGCGCACUGCAUGAGUAUUACCAAGAAAACCUUCAAAGUUGUGAAGUGACAUGCUGUACAGGACCUCUUCACGUUAAAUGUCUCUGUGCACCUCCGAUGUACGUGUCAGGGAUCUUGUGCCUCAAAAAAAAAAAAGUUCCCAAGGUUGUCUUUA